This is a messenger RNA of Papaver somniferum (opium poppy), 447 nucleotides long. RefSeq lists its product as uncharacterized. Bases 22 to 447 code for a protein of 141 amino acids. Lineage: Eukaryota; Viridiplantae; Streptophyta; Magnoliopsida; Ranunculales; Papaveraceae. The record is from RefSeq and is a predicted model, not a curated record. The transcript has 2 exons.
CCCCACAGCAACACCGCCUCAAUGGCUGCUGCUUCUGCAUCUUCUACCCAUCGUAGUCUUUCCUCUUAUCCUUAUUCUAUAGAAAACACCGCCAUACGGUCUCGUCAUCGACAUUAUUUUUCUUCACCUCGUGAUCGAAAACGAAAAGUGGGAGAUUCCUAUAUAGAAAAUGGAGUUUCAUACAUACAGAUCUACAAGAAGAUGAAGAGCUGUGAUGACGAGGUAUCUGCUGAUGAUUAUCGUCACCAGGAUGAUCCAGAUCCUACUGUUGAAGAAGAACGACCACCAUAUAUUAUUGAUGUUCAAGGACCUCCUAGGGUCGGUAAAUCUCUUUUGAUUAAGAGUUUGGUCAGUUUCUAUACCAGGGGAAAUCAUUGCGACAUGGCAGGGCCUAUCAGAAUUUUAGCAGGUAUAUUUGUUAUUUCAUAUCUUGAUUUGCUUCAUUAG